GUCACUGGCCACUUUAUCACGUGACUGAGUGGGCGUAUUUAAGCCUCUGGCGCGGGAUCCUCGGAGAGGAGUAAAAGACCGAAACGGCAAGUAGGGGUUUAAAAAGCGGAUACGGUCUCGAGGAAUAACAAUGAAUGUAAAUGGAAAAGUAAAGCUGAGCCACAAGAAGUCUAACGAGAAUGUGAAAAGCUUUUUCACACCUUCUCAAAAGACUAUGGGACCUGCCAGGCAAACCCUGCAAGUUCGUCAGGUCAACUCUGACCUGGGGAGGUCAGCUCAGGCAGGAAAAGUCAGUCCCAAGCGGAAGAAUUGGACAGCUGAUCAAAUCAGAGGUCCAAAGAGGGUGAAGAUGGAAGUCAAAUGCACUCAAACAGAAGCGGCUGAUUGCUUAACAGAUGGCAUGUCCAAAGAAGCAUAUGAUCUCAUGGUCAAAGAAACUCCUCCUUCCACCUACUGGAAAGAGGUAGCAGAGGAGCGACGGAAGGCAUUGUACAAUGUCCUACAGGAGAACGAGAAGCUGCACAAAAGCAUCGAGGCCAGAGAUGAACAGAUAACUAAGCUUCAGAGUGAAAAUGAAGAGCUGCAGGAGCUUGCUCAGCAUGUGCAGUACAUGGCUGACCUGAUUGAGAGACUGACUGGGAAGUCUCCUGACAGUCUGGAUGAGCUGAGGGCAAUUGCGCUUGAUGAAGAUGAGGCUGAACAUGAGGACUGCAAUGAUGACUUGGCAGGUCAGAGUGAAAAAGACCCUGAUUCCAGUCAGAGCUUUGCAGAAGCGUCAGAUGAUGAAGAGCCAGGACCCUCGGGACAGCAGCAUUAACACUGCAUAUCAUGAGACUCUCAAAUUCAGUGUUUUGAAAUGUCUGGAAUUUUUUAAUUUUGUUCAGAUGGGUAUCGGCUUGUGUUUUUAAAUUAUCAAUGCUUGCUCAAGUAGCGGUCUUAAAGCUAAGUCAGUGAGGGUUUUCUUUAGUGGAGACCUUGAUGUGUCAUAGAAGUACAGAUAAGUGAAUGCUUCAGCUGCUUGAGCUGGAGACUUCAGCUUCACCUGAAACAGUCUCUUCAUUUAAGCUGGCUGAGAGCAGGGCCACUGUAAAAGUUUAUAAAUGUGUUCAGCUGUGACUCUGGCUUUAUCAGAAAACAGGAGCUGCUUCAGAAUAGACUACCUGUAAAGGUGAGGCACUUCACAACCAUUAAUCUAAAAUAAGUUUAACCCAGGCAUUCAUGCCGAUGAAGCCAAAAUACUCGUACAACUGUGUUCUUUGACGUCUCCUUGUCCUGUUGCGCUGCUUGAGUUUACAUCAGUUACUUGAAUUCCUGUGAUAAGUUGAAAUGUUGUUCACUGGGGGGGUCUCAUGGUCAGACGUGGCCAAGACCAUG
Molecule: messenger RNA, 1374 nt
Organism: Archocentrus centrarchus (flier cichlid)
Lineage: Eukaryota; Metazoa; Chordata; Actinopteri; Cichliformes; Cichlidae
Gene: gmnn
Product: geminin DNA replication inhibitor
Biological process (GO): negative regulation of DNA replication; negative regulation of cell cycle
Cellular component (GO): nucleus
Source: RefSeq, a predicted model, not a curated record